CUGUUUUAAACAGGACUAAUAGAUGUUGUAUUUGAUCAUCGCUUCAAAUCUUCUUACUGUACUUUAUAUUCUCCACCAUGCACUCGACAUUACGCUACUGCCCGCACCCUGACAUCAAAAGCAAAUUUGUUCUUGCAUCAAACAAAAGACUGAAUUGAUGAGGAAUGCGUCAUAAAAAUUGCAGCAAAUUAAAACCUUUCCGUGGUUUACCUUUGUACUCAACUUGGUGUGACAGAGGAGGGGAAGUUUAUUGAAAAAAGUUGGAGACUACGAGGUCUCCUGGUGAAAUUGGCAGCCAAUGGGAAGACGUAGGGUCGCAGAUUUCGCCGCGGGCGAUGGUGCUCAGCCUCCCCGGAAUCUCGCCCUGCGCCACCAAUCAGUCCGCAACCUUGCUCGGCGCACCAAAACGUCGCCUUCUCUGCUUCUAACCCCAGUUGCCUGGAUAGCAAUAGGAAACGAGUAUGGGAUUAUCUUUGUUUCAGGAAUCAAGGAAUAAACAGGAGAGACUCUUGGAGAAGCUGUAUAUUUUAACGUUUGUCACCAUUCAGACUACAAUUUGGUCUCCAGUGUUAUGUUCUGUAGAACAGAAAUUCAACUAUAAUGGCCUGGAUGGUAACACUGUGUGUCCCAAUAUUAGGAUUGGCCAAGAUGAUUUACCAGGAUUUGACCUCAUCACCCAAUUCCAAUUGGAUUCUGUUCCACUGCAGGGUGUGAACAGAGUGGAAGGUUCCACCCCACUGCAGAUUGCCUUCAGGCUCGACGGAGAGGCAAACUUUGAAAUUCCAACAAGAAUAAUUUACCCACGAGGGCUGCCUGAAGAAUAUUCCUUUGUCACCACCUUCAGGAUGGUGAAAAACACGGUCAACAAAGUGUGGAAUGUGUGGCAGAUUAUGGAUGAAAAUGGCAAUGAGCAAGUUGGUCUGAGGCUGAAUGGAAACACUCAGUCCGUGGAGUUUUACUUCGUCGGUUCGGAUGAUAGCUUGCAAUCUGCCAAGUUUCAAGGAGUUGCGCAGAUUUUUGAUACUGACUGGCAUAAGAUCCUGGUGGGUGUGGAGAAGGAGACAGUCAGUUUAUUUGUGGACUGCCAUCGUGUAGCAUCCCAACACAUCAAACCAAAGGGCACCGUUAAUGUCGACGGUGAUACUCUGAUUGGCCGACUGGAUGCAAACCCUCAAGUAUCUGUGGUGUUUGAAUUGCAGUGGAUGUUGAUUCACUGUGACCCACAACGAGCACAUCGUGAAUCCUGUACCGAGUUAUCCAUACAGCAGCCUGAUUUUGGUUUCAGAGGUCCAAGGCCUGAUUAUGAAAAACCAAGCGUGAUUGGUCCAAUGGGUCCUCCAGGUCCUGCUGGACCACCAGGUUCUCCUGGUUUACCAGGCCCUUCAGGAUCUCCAAGGAUUGCAGGAUCACAUGGGCUGGAUGGGAAAGAUGGAGCUGAUGGAGGAAUGGGCCUUCCUGGUCAGCCGGGUCUUCCAGGUCAGAAAGGGGAGUGUGGUGAUCCAGGGCUCACAGGACCACCUGGAAAAGCUGGCUUUCCAGGGAUUAAUGGAUGGCCUGGUCCAAUUGGGCCAAUGGGACCAGAAGGCCGAGUGGGUCCUCCUGGUGUUCCAGGCCCAGAAGGUCCACCAGAUGUAUCAAAAAUUGGAAACCCGGGACCACCUGGUGAAAAUGGUCUUGAUGGGGAACCUGGACUGCCUGGACCACCUGGUGAACCUGGAGCAAAAGGAGCACCUGGCUUGCCUGGACCUCCAGGGCCUAUGGGACCACCAGGUACAGCUGGAGAUGGAAGUGGAGAGGUUGUGUGUACAGUAUCAUGUCCUGCAGGUCCUCCUGGACCUCCCGGGCUACCAGGAUUUAAGGGACAGAAAGGCCAAAAAGGUGUUGCUGGAGCAGUGGGCAAGGAGGGUCUGAAGGGCGAUCGUGGUUCCCUUGGGCCACAAGGUAUCAGAGGGCUCCCUGGAUCUGAGGGUUCUCGUGGCCCUAGAGGUUUUCCUGGUGCAUCAGGAAAUAAAGGGAGCAAAGGAACUCCAGGAUUUAAUGGCUUGCAGGGGCCUGCAGGCCCACCUGGACCUACUGGCCCUGAAGGUGCACAAGGUAGACUCGGAGAACCAGGCAUCAAUGGCGCCAAAGGUCCAGAGGGACCUCGAGGACCCCAUGGUGCUCCAGGACCUAAAGGCGAACCUGGUGCUCCUGGGCCUACUGGACGAGAUGGGACUCCUGGAGCAGAAGGCAUAAAGGGUGAAGCUGGAAUACCAGGCCAAAUGGGGGAAGCUGGAGUUCGUGGUUUACCUGGUUUACAUGGAUCACCAGGACCAAAAGGAACCUUUGGGGAAAAGGGUGAUAUUGGUGAGAUGGGACUGAUGGGUCUUCCUGGAAUCCCAGGAGAGCCUGGUAACCCAGGACCACCAGGACAAAGAGGACCUCAAGGUCCACAUGGCCCUCCUGGAAUUUCUGGAGAGCCAGGACUCAUUGGACAUCCUGGUUUACCAGGUUCUAGUGGAAUGAAAGGUGACUGUGGUCAUCCAGGGUUUCCGGGCCCUCAUGGGUUUCCUGGACGGAGUGGUGAUAAGGGAUCUUCUGGUAUUCCUGGUCUUAAAGGAAGUGAGGGAAAGCAAGGUCUGAAAGGUAAAGCUGGACAAAAGGGUGAGCAGGGGAUUCCUGGUCUUCAAGGCAAGAAAGGAGAGGCUGGAAUUUCUGGUGGAAAUGGACCUUCUGGACCACAAGGGCCUCCUGGAUGGCCUGGUCUUCAGGGACCACCAGGACCAGUUGGUCCUCGAGGAAUGGAAGGAGUACAAGGAGCUCCUGGGCUAACAGGUUCACCAGGUAAACAGGGCAAAGAUGCAAGUGAGCACUGGAUCAGGGAGGUUUGCAUGAGCAUAAUUCAAGAGCAAAUGCCUCAGCUGUCUGCUAGUUUAAGACUACCAGUUAUGCCAGGAGAACCAGGCCGGCCUGGAUCACCUGGACCUCCAGGACCAGCUGGACCUCCAGGAGAAGCAGGGCAUCCAGGUCCUGUAGGCCCAAAAGGUGUCAAAGGACACCAAGGUUACCCUGGUGAACCAGGAUCAAAAGGGCAGCAGGGUGAAAAAGGUAUCGGACUUCGUGGACCACAAGGGGCGCCUGGUGUUGAUGGUAUGCCUGGUAUUGGAAAGGAUGGCCGUGAUGGUGCCCGUGGUGAAACUGGCCUCCCAGGUGAACAGGGACAUUCUGGUCCACCUGGUCUAAGAGGCUUUCCUGGUAUCUGUGAUGCUUCUUCAUGCAUCGGUCCACCUCAUCUCUACAUGGGAAUGGGGAUUGGCAAGAAAUCUUUGAGCAUGAAAAGGCUAUCCAAAUAACAGAAAACAGAUUAUAAUGUGUUAACUUUUGCUCAUCCAAAUGUAUCAAGAGUUUAAUUAAAACCUAGAUAUUUAAAAAAAACUGUCUUGAUUCCUGGAAUUUUAUAUUGUAUUGAACGAGUAGUUUCACUUUCUU
Hypanus sabinus (Atlantic stingray) is the source of this 3468-nucleotide messenger RNA. RefSeq names its product collagen alpha-1(IX) chain-like. The record is from RefSeq and is a predicted model, not a curated record. The coding region runs from base 462 to 3332 and encodes 956 amino acids. The transcript has 37 exons. Lineage: Eukaryota; Metazoa; Chordata; Chondrichthyes; Myliobatiformes; Dasyatidae.